AUGAACAUCAUCACCGUUAUCGGCAGUGGCCUUAUAGGUCGGUCGUGGGCGAUGGUGUUCACCAGUGGAGGCUACAGAGUGAAAAUCUAUGACAACCAACCGGGACAGGCGGCCAGUGCCAUGACUGAGAUCAAGAAGCAGAUGCUGGAGCUACAGGAAGUUGGAAUGCUGAGAGGGCAGUUGAACGCCACACAGCAGUUUGCCUUGCUCAGCAGUCACGACGACCUGCAGCAAGCGAUGCAGGGGGCCUUCUUUGUGCAGGAGUGUGUCUUUGAGAAACUUGAUGUGAAGCAGAACCUUUUCCGGGACGUGGAGCAUCUGGUGGCCGGAGAUGUGAUUCUAAGCAGUUCCACUUCCUGUUUGGUGCCCAGCGCUGUCUUCUCGUUGGUUCAAAAUCAGAGCCGCUGUCUCGUCUCCCAUCCGGUCAAUCCGCCCUACUAUGUCAAACUUGUGGAGCUGGUACCUCACCCCAACACGAUAGCAGCUAUCAUGGACAAAACCCACGCCCUGAUGACGGAGGUGGGUCAAGUGCCUGUGCGCCUUCGGAAAGAGAUUGACGGUUUUACUCUCAACAGAGUGCAGGCCGCCAUCAUCGCAGAAUCUUGGAGGCUGGUCCAGGAUGGCAUUAUAUCCGUCCAGGACAUCGACUUGGUGAUGUCAGAGGGACUGGGAAUGCGCUACGCCUUCAUCGGGCCCAUGGAAACAAUGCACCUGAAUGCACCUGAAGGUCUUGGAGACUAUCUGAAACGUUACGGUGAAGGCUUCCAAAGGGUUUUGAGGUCCUUUGGGCCUGUACCGGACUUCUCUGCUGAGGAUGCCAAGAGCGUGGUUAGCGAGAUGUGCGAGCUAAUCCCCAAUGACGAGCAGCACCUGUCGGCCCGCCGAGAGCGGCGAGACCAGCUCCUCAUGGGCCUGUCCCGCCUCAAAAAAGACCACUAA
Messenger RNA from Nerophis lumbriciformis (worm pipefish), 939 nucleotides. NCBI's taxonomy places the organism in Eukaryota, Metazoa, Chordata, Actinopteri, Syngnathiformes, Syngnathidae. The record is from RefSeq and is a predicted model, not a curated record.